AUGUCGAUACUACGAAGAUUCCUGGCUCUCAAAGCAGAAGGUAUUUUCUUAGUACUUGUUUCCAGAAAGGAUGUCCAACAGAAAUCCACCAAUGUGGUCUACCAGGCUCACCAUGUGAGCAGGAAUAAAAGAGGCCAGGUUGUUGGGACCAGAGGAGGAUUUCGGGGCUGUACAGUGUGGUUGACAGGUCUCUCUGGCGCUGGAAAAACAACCAUCAGCUUUGCCCUGGAAGAGUACCUGGUGUCCCACGCCAUCCCUUGCUACUCCCUGGACGGGGACAACGUGCGCCAUGGCCUCAACAAAAACCUUGGCUUCUCCGCGGGGGAUCGGGAAGAAAACAUUCGCCGGAUAGCCGAGGUGGCCAAGCUCUUUGCCGACGCCGGGCUGGUUUGCAUCACCAGCUUCAUCUCUCCAUUUGCAAAGGACCGGGAAAAUGCUCGUAAAAUUCACGAGGCCGCAGGACUGCCCUUCUUUGAAAUCUUUGUCGAUGCCCCUCUGAAUAUCUGUGAAAGCAGAGACGUGAAAGGCCUCUACAAGAAAGCCCGGGCUGGGGAAAUCAAAGGGUUCACGGGAAUCGACUCUGAAUAUGAAAAACCGGAAACCCCCGAGCUGGUGGUGAAAACCAACCUGUGGUCCGUGAGCGACUGUGUGCAGCAGGUGGUGGACUUGCUUCAAGAGCAGACUAUCGUGCCCCACUCGGCAAUACAAGGCAUCCAUGAGCUUUUCGUACCUGAAAACCAACUGGCCGUGGCCCAGGCUGAAGCCGAGAAGCUGCCCUCCCUCCUGAUCACCAAGCUGGAUCUGCAGUGGGUCCAAGUGCUGAGCGAAGGUUGGGCCACGCCCCUCAAGGGCUUCAUGCGGGAGAAGGAGUUUCUGCAAGUGAUGCACUUUGACACUUUGCUGGAUGGCCUGGACUGUCCUGAUGGCGUCCUCAACCUCAGCAUUCCCAUAGUCCUCCCUGUCUCUGAGGACGACAUGAAACGCCUCCAGGGCUGCAGCGAGUUCGCCCUGGAAUAUGACGGACGGAAGGUGGCCAUCUUGAGAGAUCCAGAAUUCUACGAGCACAGGAAGGAAGAGCGGUGUGCCCGUGUCUGGGGGACCACCUGUGCCCAGCACCCUCACAUCAAGAUGGUGAUGGGAAGUGGAGACUGGCUGGUUGGUGGAGACCUCCAGGUCCUGGAGAGGGUCCGGUGGAAUGACGGCCUGGACCAGUACCGCCUCACGCCCCUGGAGCUCAAGCAGCGAUUUAAAGAAAUGAACGCAGAUGCGGUGUUUGCGUUCCAGCUGCGCAAUCCUGUCCACAACGGCCACGCGCUGCUCAUGCAGGACACACGCCGCCGCCUCCUGGAGAGAGGUUACAAGCAUCCUGUCCUCUUGCUGCAUCCGCUGGGCGGCUGGACCAAGGACGACGACGUUCCCUUGCAAUGGCGCAUGAAGCAACACGCGGCCGUGCUGGAGGAGGGGGUCCUGGACCCCAAGUCCACCAUCGUGGCCAUCUUCCCCUCGCCAAUGCUCUAUGCUGGCCCCACAGAGGUCCAGUGGCACUGCCGGUCCCGAAUGAUAGCCGGGGCCAAUUUCUACAUCGUAGGCCGGGACCCUGCGGGAAUGCCCCAUCCUGAAUCCAAGAAAGACCUGUAUGAGCCCACUCACGGGGGAAAGGUCCUGAGCAUGGCUCCUGGCCUCACGUCUGUGGAAAUCAUCCCUUUCCGUGUGGCUGCCUACAACAAGGUCCAGAAAGCCAUGGCCUUCUACGACCCGACGACACACAGUGAGUUUGAUUUCAUCUCGGGAACACGGAUGAGGAAGCUUGCUCGGGAAGGAGAGAAUCCCCCUGAUGGCUUCAUGGCCCCCAAAGCCUGGAAGGUGCUCACAGACUACUAUAGAUCCCUGGAGAAGAAUAACUAGGACCCCGGGGGCCCCUCCUCCCUGCACCCCGUGCUCUGCUCUGCAUCUUUCUGCUUUUGUGAUUAGAAGCUUAGGAAUUGUGUAACUUCCUGAUUUUAAGGGAACACUUUCUAACGAGGUCCAAAGUAGGCCUAAAUUUGGAAACUCUGAGACCUGGAAGAACGGUGGCUGUGAGGGGGGCCCCCGGCGGACAGGAAGGCCGUGCUCGGCCAGCUCAGAUGACUAUUGUCUCUAUCUCUCCUUUUUUGUUGCAUUGAGCACCAGAGCCAGAGAAGGCUGAGCCCCCUCCCCAGGAUGCUCAGCACUGUCCUGGGGGCUGAUCAGGGCCCACAACCAAGGAUCAGCCUAGAUGAGCAGCAUUCUGGCCCGGCAUCCUAGUGACACUGACCCGGGGAAGAGCCCUAGCCCAGCUGCCAGCGAGACCAAAGGGCAGUGUGUGUGUGUGUGUGUGUGUGUGUGUGUGUGUGUGUAUGUGUGUGUGUGUGUGUGUGUUGGUGGCAAAAGAAAACCCCAACCUCCAGCACCAACUCUAAUGCGCAUCUUGGUCUCAGACGUGCCUGCCACCAUUUCUAGGACUCAGAUCUAGAGGUCAUCAGACCCCGAAAAGGGCUAUGACCACUCUAAGGUCCUUCAGCUGCCUAAAGGUCACCUGAUCCAAAUCCCUCAUUUUACAGAUGAGGAAACUGAGGCCUGAGAAGUCACCCAAGGUCAGAAGGGAAGUGUCAGAGCAGAGGUGCCAUAUUGGAAGGUAGCUUCUGGGCCAAGCUGUGCAGUGGGGUCAACCUCAAAUAGAAAUGGAUCCCUGUGGCCCCAUAUUGGCUUGAAAACCACAAAUUAACACUAUCUAGGUUGUAUCAUAUUUUUAUUUAUUUUGUUAAAUAUUUCCCAACUAUAUUUUAUUCUGGAUAGGCAAGCCAUAUGUAAGCAGCAAGUCUGGCGAAUCUGACAGCUCUGUUGUGGUUCUUCCCCAGUGCCAUUAUUUUUACAGAGAAGGAAACUGAGGCUCAAGAAGGAGAAGGGACUUGCUUAAAGGUCACAGCACAGAAAUCACUAGGGACAGAGCUGCGAUUGGUACCCAGGUCCUCUGAAUCUAUGUCUGGGGCUUUGCCCCACUGUGCCUCUCCCCGAACUUCCUCAGAACAGAAAGGUUUCAACAGCCAAAUGAAAACUUGCCCUAAUAAUUUGUCCUGCUGCUGCAGCAUUUGGGGAAAAGUCUCUGUGCCCAGAAGGAGGGCCCAUGGAGAUGGUGGCUCCAGGCCAUCCUGCAUGAUGAAAAGUCUUGGGCAUUGCCAGUUCUGGGGGGCCAUGGGCUAAGCGUUCCUUCCUGGGCUGCAGUUUCUUUCUCUGUGAAAUGAGAGCUGGACCAAGUCUCUCUGGUGCCAUCAGGCUCUCGGGCCCAGUGGGUCCAUCAGGACCUAGAAUAUUUUAGCUGGAAAGGAACCCGAGGCCACUGAGCCUGCACCCCCUCAUUGUGUGGCUGAAGAAUGGAGGAGGUGAGGCACCUGUCUAAGGUCACACAGCUGAUCAGUGGGAAAGCUCUGGCUAGAACAUCUUCUGGACAACCAGUUCAAUAGUUUGCACACAUCAUACAAGGUUACAACUCUAUGACAAAGGAGGCCUGUCCAAAGUGAACCCCUGCUACUCCCACAAUAUGGCCUUCAUCAGUAGGUCAGCCUCCCUACCCUCCUCCCUGCCCCCUGGGCCAAUGGGAACAGCCAGGCAGCAGGCCCCCAGAGGGCAGGAGAUCCAAGGUCAGAAGGGCAGGAGUCCAAGGUCAGAGGGGAAGAGGUCCAAGGUCAGAGGGGCAGGAGGUCCACUUUCUUUAGAGGGAUCCAUUUGCAUGGACCCUUUAUGUCCUGCUCAUCUCAUGAUGUCCAUUCCAGAAGUCCAUCUUUCAUGGAAACAAAAGCAUCCUUCUGGCUCAGAGAGCAGGAAUUCAUUCCUUUGCUGAUGUUAAGGAAAGCAGCACUUUUUAAUGGACUCCAUCUCUUUAGCAGAGAUGGGGGCAAGAAAGGGAAUACUGGGACUUCUCCCAUUUUAAGUGUUUCUUUUAAAAAUUUUAGCCUUUUGCCUAUUUAAAGUUCUCACCAUAAUGUGCCUCAUAGCAAACACAGCAAAGCCCGGCUGGCCUGGUCUUUCUUCAAUACCAUGUGAUACGUCUCUCUGGAAGAAGCUGCUUGCUUGCUUUUUUUUGGAAGCAUAUUUAUUAAAAACAUGAGAAUGGGUUGAGUGCCUUAGCUAAAGUAUCUCAUGGCUUAGAAGAUGUUCAGAAGUAGGUGUUAAGCUGCCCUUGCAACACUCAAUACGAAUGAAUAUUUCUAUGUGCAAAUGAUUGCCUUUUCAUAUUUUAAUAAACAUCUUGUAAUGGAA
Messenger RNA from Vombatus ursinus (common wombat), 4275 nucleotides. It is a transcript of the gene PAPSS2, whose product is annotated as 3'-phosphoadenosine 5'-phosphosulfate synthase 2. The transcript is spliced from 13 exons. Gene Ontology annotation, molecular function: ATP binding; adenylylsulfate kinase activity; sulfate adenylyltransferase (ATP) activity. The record is from RefSeq and is a predicted model, not a curated record. NCBI's taxonomy places the organism in Eukaryota, Metazoa, Chordata, Mammalia, Diprotodontia, Vombatidae. The coding region runs from base 1 to 1905 and encodes 634 amino acids. Gene Ontology annotation, biological process: sulfate assimilation; 3'-phosphoadenosine 5'-phosphosulfate biosynthetic process.